AUGUUUCUGGCAUAUACAGUGGUGCUCGCCGACGAAUUUAUCGAGUCCAGAGCACUGAGUCUUUGCUCCAACAGUAGGGAGUUUACAGCAACCUACUUCAACGUGAGGUUCACGCCGAAGAAUCGCACGAUUGCGUUGAGCUUUAAUGGGAAGUCAUCAAUAUCGGGCAAAGUGAUCGCAGAGUUGAUUAUCACGGUUUAUGGUUACACUGCCAUGACAAAAGUGCUGAAUCCUUGCGAGAUGGAUCUAGCAGGACUUUGCCCAGUGAGAGCCGGCGAGAUCCCGGUGAUGAACACCAAUAUCAAAAUCCCUGAUUCAGUCAUAUCACAGAUUCCUCGUAUUGCCUAUACUGUCCCAGAUCUAGAUGCAUCCGUGCGCGUUUUCAUCAACUCCUCCGACACAGGAAGAAGUAUUACUUGUCUCGAAGCGGAGCUUUCGAAUGGAAAAACGGUCUACCAGCCAGGUGUUGGUUGGACUACGGCCAUUAUAUCCGGACUAGGUCUGGCUGUUUCUGCAGUCACCUCUGCGCUUGGUCACGCAAAAGCUGCGACACAUAUAGCAGUCAAUGUUCUCUCGCUUUUUGGGUUCAUGCAGUCACAGGCAAUGUUUGGAAUGUCAUCAGUUCAUAUGCCUCCAAUCGUACAGUCAUGGACGCAAAAUUUCCAAUGGAGUAUGGGUAUUGUCCGUGUCGGCUUCUUAGAGAACUUGUGUACUUGGUACCAGCGAUCUACAGGUGGACAGCCAUCGACUAUCAUUGCAGACCGCUCCAAAAAAUCGAUUCAUAUACUCAAGAAGCGUUUUCAUGACAUUUUGGUCAAGCGAGUUGGUGGAGCAGGGGAGAAUACACAUAACAGCAUUGUCAUACGCGGCAUCCAACGUGUUGGGUAUAAGGCACGAAUCGAAUCGACCAACAUCUUUUUGACAGGCUUGAUAUUCUUCCUCUUUUUUGCCACACUUGCAAUGUUCUGUAUUGCAAUAGCCAAUGUUGGCUACAAAGUCCUCGUCAGGUCUGGAAAAGUCAAGGGUGACGAAGUGAGAUGGAAGCUUAUUACAAAGGGGAUCCUCUUCCGGGCAAUCUUAUUUGGAUACCCUCAGUUGUGCAUCCUUUCUUUGUGGGAGUUCACUCAACGUGACUCUCCUGCUGAGCUUCUCCUUGCUGCUGUCAUGCUAUUGACUACAACUUUUGCUAUUGGUUUCGCAACAUACAAGGUUGCCUCUCUUGCAAGGCAGUCGGUGAAGUUAUAUCGAAACCCAGCUUAUAUUCUCUACACAGACCCUUCCUGUCUAAAUAAAUGGGGCUUUCUAUAUGUGCAAUACCAAGCCAAGGCCUACUACUUCAUCCUACCGGCCUUCGCCUACAUGAUAGCGAAAAUCAUGUUUAUCAGCCUCAGCCAACCUGCUCCAGUGGUGCAAACCAUCGCAUUGGUGAUCAUUGAGGCUUUCAUGCUGAUUACAGUGAGCAUCUUGAGGCCCUGGAUGAAUAAGAAGACUGAUAUUUACAACAUCUCUAUUGCUGCUGUCAAUCUUGUCAAUGCGAUCUUUCUGCUUAUUUUCUCGAAUAUUUUCAGCCAGCCAGGUAUUCUAACAGGUGUGAUGGGAGUAGUAUUCUUUGCCUACAAUGCAGUUUUCUCACUUGUCCUCUUGAUCCUCAUCUUGAUUGCUUCUAUCCGCGCUGUCCUAUCAAAGAAUCCCGAUACUCGAUACCAACCAAUGAGAGACGAUCGCGAAUCGUUUAUCAGGUCACAGUCUCAACACCAAUUGAAUACUGAGUUGGAUGCCUUGGGUGCCGCUGCUCGGGGUGAAAAGCAUUUCAAUCACCAAAAUUCAACUCCAAGCCUAGUGGACACCAUUGACAGGCAUCAACAUCCUAAAGAGUCGAAUUGUGAAGAUAUUGGAGCGAACCAAACCUCGGUACGGCUUCUUUCGAAUGAUGCUUUGACAUGCCAGCCCUGCCGCAGCCAUGAUGAGAUACUUGCUAGACAAUCGCCUCAUUCAGUUGAACAAUCAUACAAUAACACCCCUACAAACGCCGACCUUGCAUCGCCUGCCGACACCCGCAGGGCUCGCAGCAGCCCAAAUCCAUGGCAAAGGGGAGCUGGAUAUGACAGAAAAAAUGAACUUUAA
Messenger RNA from Aspergillus alliaceus, 2124 nucleotides. RefSeq names its product transient receptor potential ion channel family protein. Lineage: Eukaryota; Fungi; Ascomycota; Eurotiomycetes; Eurotiales; Aspergillaceae. The record is from RefSeq and is a predicted model, not a curated record. Gene Ontology annotation, biological process: fungal-type cell wall biogenesis; transmembrane transport. The coding region runs from base 1 to 2124 and encodes 707 amino acids. The transcript is spliced from 2 exons.